AUGAAUCAUUUUGGAAUACGCCAAGCUCCUAACGUAAAUUGGUGCAAGGAGCUGCGUUGGCGAUCACCUCCUUCACCAAACACAGUAGCACUUGUCUCUUACCCUGGUAGCGGUAAUACUUGGUUAAGAUAUCUUCUGCAGCAAGUUACAGGUAUAGUAACGGGCUCAAUCUACAUGGAUUAUGGUCUUCGGGUGCACGGGUUUCCCGCCGAAAACAUCACAGAUGGGUCUGUCCUUGUGGUUAAAACUCAUGAAGCCCCACCACUCGAGCCUAGUAAAUUUAAGUCGGCCAUUAUACUCAUAAGAAAUCCAAGAGACGCAAUAUUGUUUCAGUUAAUGUGGUGC
Iphiclides podalirius (scarce swallowtail) is the source of this 345-nucleotide messenger RNA. The record is from the annotation of a GenBank genome assembly. NCBI's taxonomy places the organism in Eukaryota, Metazoa, Arthropoda, Insecta, Lepidoptera, Papilionidae.